Messenger RNA from Mucor velutinosus, 1218 nucleotides. RefSeq lists its product as uncharacterized. The transcript has 2 exons. Gene Ontology annotation, biological process: transsulfuration; 'de novo' L-methionine biosynthetic process. The coding region runs from base 1 to 1218 and encodes 405 amino acids. Lineage: Eukaryota; Fungi; Mucoromycota; Mucoromycetes; Mucorales; Mucoraceae. Gene Ontology annotation, cellular component: cytoplasm. Gene Ontology annotation, molecular function: pyridoxal phosphate binding. The record is from RefSeq and is a predicted model, not a curated record.
AUGACUGAUAUCUUACCUUCGUCACCUGCUGCUUCCGUCGUCAAUGCACCCAGAAGAUAUCGUUUCGCAACUGAGGUUGUAACUGUCGAUAAUUCAGAUGACCCACAUAACGCCGCUUCUGUACCCAUCUAUCAAACAGCUACAUUCAAGCAAAAAGGAGCUACUGCAUCUGGUGAAUACGAUUACUCUCGUAGUGGCAAUCCCACUCGCACACAUGUUGAAAAUCAUUUGGCUAAAAUCAUGGGAGCUGAGAGGGCAUUGGUUGUUACAAGUGGUAUGGGUGCAUUGGAUGUAAUUACUCGCCUCGUUCGAUCUGGAGAGGAGAUUAUCGCUGGUGAUGAUCUCUAUGGUGGCACCAACCGUCUCUUGAGUUUCUUGGCCAAAUCUCAAAACGUAAAGACACAUCACAUUGACACAACAAAAUCAGAUUCCAUCUUGCCCUACUUGUCUGACAAAACCCGCUUGGUUUUAUUGGAAUCGCCUACCAACCCAUUGAUCAAAAUCACAGACAUUCCUACCAUCUCCAAGUACGUGCAUGAACGCUGUCCCAAUGCUUUGGUGGUGGUAGACAACACCAUGAUGUCGCCUUACCUGCAACGACCUCUUGAAUUGGGUGCAGACAUCUCUUACCAUUCGGGCACCAAGUAUUUGUCGGGUCAUCAUGAUUUGAUGGCAGGUGUCAUUGGUGCCAAAUCAGCUUCUGUGGGCGAUGAAUUGUACUAUGUCAUCAAUGCUACCGGUUGUGGUCUCAGUCCCUUUGAUUCAUGGCUCUUGUUGCGAGGUGUCAAGACAUUGGCUGUGCGUAUGGACAAGCAGCAAGCCAGCUGUAUUCGCAUUGCUGAUUAUUUGGAGGCACAAGGAUUCAAGGUACAUUUCCCUGGACUCUUAUCUCACCCUCAGUAUGAACUACACAAAUCCAUGUCGUCUGGUCCUGGUGCAGUGCUUAGUUUUGAAACAGGAGAUACCGGUAUCUCUGAGAGAAUUGUAGAAGGAACCAAGUUGUGGAGUAUCAGUGUUUCAUUUGGUUGCGUCAACUCGUUGAUCAGUAUGCCUUGUAGAAUGUCUCACGCUUCUAUUCCAGCGCAUAUUCGUGCUGAAAGAUCGCUUCCAGAGGAUUUGAUUCGUCUGUGUGUGGGUAUUGAGGAUGUGGAGGAUCUUUUAGAGGAUUUGGAGCAAGCUUUGACUAUUGCUGGUGCCUUGCCAACUCCCUCCAAGUAG